Lethenteron reissneri (Far Eastern brook lamprey) is the source of this 1791-nucleotide messenger RNA. Its product is annotated as solute carrier family 35 member F3-like. The record is from RefSeq and is a predicted model, not a curated record. Lineage: Eukaryota; Metazoa; Chordata; Hyperoartia; Petromyzontiformes; Petromyzontidae.
GACGUGGAGCGGCAUCGCGGCCCGCCUCGCGGUGGAGCAGGAGGAUGAAGAAGCGGUCUGCGCGCGUGGCUCCGCUCAGCGCGUGUCGCACCCCCGUGCUGAGCCUCACCCGCUCGCCAGACCUCGAAUCGUGCCCCAAAGAACCCCUCGCGGCGGAGGCUGCGGCGGCGACGAACGACCCCGAGACCGACUCAAACGGCAACGCCGUCCCGCGCGCCGACCCCGCGGAAGGAUCCGCGGGCUGGCGGUCGGUGCUACGGCGCCUGGCCUGGGGGCUCCUCCUGCUGCCGGCGGUGACCGCCAGCUGGGCGGGCGCCUCGCAGAUGAACCGCGUGGCCGCGCCGCGAGGAGCCGCGGGGCAAGCGGUGCCCACGGCCCCUACGAUCCCCACGGUGGCCGCGGCCCCCGCGACGCCCUUCCUCGCCGCCUGGUUCGCAGCCACGUGGAACGUGGCCGUGUUCCCCGCGUACUGCCUGUGCCACGCGGCGUGCGGUGCCGACGGGACGAGGAGCCCGCUCAAGACGCUCAGGGAGUGCGGCCGCCUGUUUGGCGACGGCGGCGUGGGCGUGAGGCCGCUGCUGCAGACCGUGCUGCCCUUCUCGCUGCUGUGGACGGGCGCCACGUACCUGUACCUGCUCGCGCUGGCGCGCAUCGCGCCCACGGACGCCGCGGCGCUCUUCUGCUGCAACAAGGCGUUCGUCUUCCUGCUCUCGUGGAUCGUCCUCAACGACCGCUUCAUGGGCGUGCGGAUCGUGGCGGCGAUCCUCGCCAUCUCGGGCAUCGUGAUGACCGCGUACGCGGACGGCUUCCGUGGCGACUCCAUCAUCGGCGUGGCUUUGGCCGUGGGCGCCGCCUCUGCCUCUGCCUUCUACAAGGUGCUCUUUAAGAAGGUGCUGGGGAGUGCCCGUCUGGGUGAGGCGGCUCUCUUCCUGUCGGCGCUGGGCCUCGUGAACGCCGCGCUCGUCUCGUCCGCGUGCGCCGCGCUGCACUACUCGGGCCUCGAGCGGUGGCCGCACGGCGCCUCCGCGUGGGGCAACCUCUGCGCCACCGCGGCGCUGAUCCUGAUGUUCACGGCGCUCGUGAACUUCGGCGUGGCGCUCACCUACCCCAGCGUCAUCUCCCUCGGGGUCGUCCUCACAAUCCCCCUCAACGCGGCGCUUGACGUGCGUCGAGGCGACACCACCCUCGGCGCAAUCCGCCUCGCGGCCAUGGGAGUCAUCGUGAGCGCGUUCCUGCUCCUGCUGCUGCCCGACUACUGGGACGAGGAUGCGCUGGAACUCGCCACCGCUGUGCGAAGCCGCCUGCUCAGCCCCUGGGCGCCCGAACCGCGCGAGCAGCCGCCGGCCGACGAGGGACUUUGCCUCGGCGCUGGUCCUGGGAACGCGACACAAUCAGACCCCCCGGCUCUCGUGCUGGUGGCGAGUGGGCAGCAGUAGCAGCAGAGAGCGAACAACAACAACAGCAACGUCAACAGAAAACUAAAACUGAAAAUUGAUCAAGAUGUGAAAAUUGGUGGCAUGCCGAAGUAGAGCAGAGUUAAGUGGCUAGUUGAUACGUUGGUUAGGGUUAGGGCUAGUAGUUGUGUUCCCUUGUUAGAUGGGGUUAAGAGUAAGGCUUGCACGAGUGGCUGGUUUGGGCUAUUACUCGUGCUUUGUUUUAUCGUUGGUUACGGCUAACUGGAUAGUUGGUUAGAGUUUGUGGGAUGGUCAGGUUGGAUAGUUGUUUAGCGUUAGGGGCAGGGCUGUUUUCAGUGAUCGGUUAUAUAGUUGGUAAUAUUACUCGUGGUGAACU